ACUAUAUCUAGGACAGAAAGUGGAAAAACAGCAGUGCCACAGCAGGCAGACACAAUCAAAACAAAUAUUUUUGUGCACAAUUUACCAUUAAAUUGCUAAAAGCUGAUCAAAAUAUCCGGAAAUUUCAAUUAAAACAUUUAAAACUGUUAAAAUGAAAAUUGUGCGAUGGGCCGCAAAAGUAGGCUCGUGGCAGCCCACUGAGGUCGAGUGGACGAAAGCCGCCUCUUUGAUCCAACUCGAAGAAAAAGAAAGAAUUGGCAAGUUUUAUUUCAAGAGGGAUGCGAAAUCUUCAAUGCUUGGUCGCCUUUUGAUAAGAAAAUUUCUCUCUCAAGCAACUGGCCUCUCGAACACUGAAAUAUUCAUCGAGAGGGAUAAAAAUGGCAAACCAGUUUACCCCUGUGACCCUUCUGUGAUCUUCAAUGUGUCUCACCAAGGUGACUUUGCGGUUUUGGCUGGAGUUGCUGGAUGUCUACCUGGCCAAAUGCUUGGUGUGGAUAUUAUGAAACUUGAAUACACUGGUGGCAAAAGCUUGAGCGAAUUCUUCAGGAUCAUGACUCGGAACUUUUCACCUAAAGAAUGGCUGUUAAUUAAAAAUCAACAAGAGGAAAGUAUCCAGCUGAAGGAAUUUUGUCGCCACUGGAGUUUAAAGGAGAGCUACGUGAAAGCCACCGGUACAGGCAUCACCGUGAAUUUGCAAAACCUCAGCUUUGCCACAUCUUCUCGAAUUGGUUCCACCAGCAGUUCUUUGACUGAUACGAUACUUUAUGAAAGUGAAGUUCCUUUGAACGAUUGGACUUUUGAGGAAUCCAUGCUUGACGAGAAGCAUUGUGUAUCUCUUUGUAGAAAUUUUAAUGUUAACAAUGUGGAAAAUUUCCAAACUUUGCAAAUUGAUGAACUGAUGGUUGACUUGGAACCAUUGAAUGCUCCCGACGUUAAUUACACUGCUAAUUUUAUGUCAAAAGAUGAAAAGCCUUAAACUAUUGUUAGUUAAAAAUUUAUUUCUUUUUAUUCAAAUGCUGUCGCCAUUUUUAUUUUUCUGGUUUUCAAUUUUUGAAAAACCUUUUACCAGGUCACUGAGAAGUGUUUGAAUUUCAACAAUUAAAAAAUUAGGCAAUUCCUAAAUUUUGUUAUUGACUGUUUUGCUUAAAAAAAUAGAUUGAUUGUCAUUAUAAAAAUUCAUUUCUUUUUGACCAACAAGCUUUUUAUUUAUAACGUAACAUCACUUGACUGUCUUUGCAAAUGUUUCAAAUAAAUUUCCUGCAGUGAUUGAGAUGAUAAGGUAAUCUAGUUUAAUUGCAUUUUUAUUUAUCUACAUAUGGCCUCUUUUAAACAUGUACAGCUGGCAAGUCAAAAUGUACACAAUCUGCCUCCUUACUCUCCGUUCUACUGAAUUUAGGUGAGGACAAGAACAGCUCUCGGAGCCAAAGAAACCAAUCAUUCCGAAUCUACAUAAACAACAUUAAAUGGCGUUGUUGCAUAACAGAAAAGAAAUUAAAUUCUCUCAAAGAGGAUUUUGACAGGAAUUCAAUUAGAAAAGAAAUUCAGUUUGUUCAUAUAGGAUUCACUGCUGCUGGCGACUCAUUAGACACCCAGUAGCUUCUUGACCGUGCGGACCACAUCCGAGGGCUGUGGCAGGGCAGCAAUCUCGAGGCUCUUGGUGUAGGGCAUAGGGACGUCGGCUCCGGUGAUCCGAACGGCCGGGGCGUCCAGGUGGAAAAAGACCUCACUCUCCAUGACUCUGGCGCAGAUUUCAGCUCCAAUGCCACACUGUGGCCAACCCUGCUCCACUGUGAUCAGACGGUGCGUCUUGACAACCGACUUGAGCACCGUAUCCAUGUCGAGAGGCCUCAGGGACCGCAGGUUGAUGACCUCGCACUCGAUGCCUUCCCCAGCAAGCAGCUUGGA
Messenger RNA from Neocloeon triangulifer, 1905 nucleotides. Its product is annotated as L-aminoadipate-semialdehyde dehydrogenase-phosphopantetheinyl transferase. The record is from RefSeq and is a predicted model, not a curated record. The transcript is spliced from 4 exons. The coding region runs from base 152 to 976 and encodes 274 amino acids. Lineage: Eukaryota; Metazoa; Arthropoda; Insecta; Ephemeroptera; Baetidae. Gene Ontology annotation, molecular function: holo-[acyl-carrier-protein] synthase activity; magnesium ion binding. Gene Ontology annotation, cellular component: cytosol.